Molecule: messenger RNA, 1514 nt
Organism: Abrus precatorius (Indian licorice)
Lineage: Eukaryota; Viridiplantae; Streptophyta; Magnoliopsida; Fabales; Fabaceae
Exons: 8
Coding region: 1-1311 (436 amino acids)
Molecular function (GO): protein binding
Source: RefSeq, a predicted model, not a curated record
AUGGAGCAACCUGAAGUCUAUGAAGAACUAAGCAAUGAACACUUAGUGUGUCGUCUAAAAAAAAGUCUAUACGAUUUGAAACAAGCACCCAGACAGUGGUACAAGAAGUUCGAAUCCUUCAUGACCGAACACAGUUUUAAGAAGACAACUGGUGACCAUUGUGUGUUCAUCAGGAGGUAUGAAGAUGAAACUUUUCUUAUACUAUUCUUAUAUGUUGAUGACAUGUUGAUCAUAGGGCAUGAUAAGACCAAGAUUGCUAGUUUGAAGAAUGCUUUAAGCAAGUCUUUUGCUAUGAAAGACUUAGGUCCUACAAAACAAAUUCUUGGGAUGAAGGUGAUUAGAGAUCAUUCCAAGAAGUUGAUAUGGCUGUCACAAGAGAAGUACAUUGAGAAAAUUCUUAAGAGAUUCAACAUGGAUAACUCAAAACUUGUUAGCAUUUCACUUACUGGACAUUUCAAGCUGAGCAAUGCACAAUGCCCAACCAGUGAUGAAGAAAAGACAGAGAUGAGCAGAGUGCCUUAUUCUUUUGUGGUAGGAAGCCUAAUUGAAGUGGAUACUAAGAUACCUGAAAGGAACUACCAAAAGAUGUCUGUCUUGGUGUGGGCUGUCUGUCGUUUGGAUAAGAAGGGAGUAAGCUUUUGUACACGGACAACACAUGAUGAUAAUGCUACAACAAAUGCAAUUGAAAUAUAUGACAGUUUGAGUGGUGCAACUCAUCUUAUAGCUUCCAAUAAUGAUUGUGGUGUGAGGGAAUAUGACACAGAAAGGUUUCAGCCUUUAAAUCACUUACAGUUUCCUUGGCCAGUGAAUCACACAUCAAUUAGUCCAGACCGUAAGCUUAUGACUGUUGUUGGAGAUCACCUCGAUGGACUGCUAGUGGAUCCUCAAAAUGGGAAGACUGUUGCAACAUUGGUUGGUCAUCGUGAUUACUCUUUUGCUUCUGCAUGGCAUCCUGAUGGACAUACCUUCGCAACGGGGAAUCAGGAUAAGACUUUCAGAGUAUGGGAUGCUAGACACUUAUCGUCUCCUAUUGCCAUUCUCAAGGGUAACAUAGGGGCAACACGGUCUAUUCGGUUUUCUUCGGAUGGUCAAUUUAUGGUGGUUGCUGAGCCUGCAGAUUUUGUGCAUGUUUAUAGUACAAAGGCAGAUUAUAAAAAACGUCAAGAGAUUGAUUUCUUUGGGGAAAUUUCUGGGUUUUCUCUGAGUCCUGAUGAUGAGUGUAUGUAUAUUGGAAUCUGGGAUCGGACUUAUGCGAGCUUGCUACAGUAUAAUAGGAGGCACCAAUAUGAAUAUCUUGAAUCCUACUUUUGAUCUUUGAUUCGUGCUGGUUGAUUUAGGAGUAUCCUUAAUGUUAAUUUAUAGAGCAGUUUGAGAUUCUAUAUCUUUCCCCUUUGUUUUUGGCAGUAUUUUAUGCAGGUCAGUAUGAUUAAUGAAGACCACAGCAUCCUAAGAUAUUUGUACAAUGUAAUCAUUCCUAACCUUAAUUCCUUGUAUUUGUGAACUCUUGAUCUGAA